Molecule: messenger RNA, 577 nt
Organism: Panicum virgatum (switchgrass)
Lineage: Eukaryota; Viridiplantae; Streptophyta; Magnoliopsida; Poales; Poaceae
Product: calcium-binding protein CML38-like
Exons: 1
Coding region: 104-412 (102 amino acids)
Molecular function (GO): calcium ion binding
Source: RefSeq, a predicted model, not a curated record
GCUUGCUGCUCAUCACUUCACUCGACCAACCAAAGCCAAGCGAAGCAGCUAAGCUUCAGUAGCCAAUCGUGAAGCUGAGCGCGGCCGCCGCCGAGGAUCAUCCAUGGCGUUCGUGAGGUACCGCGCGCUGCCGCAGCGCGGGGAGCCGACGGUGGAGGAGUUCCGGGCGUGGCUGGCGCAGUUCGACGCCGACCGCGAUGGCCGGAUCAGCCGGGAGGAGCUCCAGCACGCGCUCCGGAGCCUCAACGUGUGGUUCGCGUGGUGGAAGGCGCGGGGCGGGGUGCGCGCCACCGACGGCGAUGGCGACGGCGACGGCGCCGUGGCCGUGGCCGGGGACGACGAGGUCGCCCGGCUCUUCGCCUUCGCGCAGAGGCACCUCCACGCCAAGAUCGCCCAGCUCGGAUACUACUGAACACCGAUGAUCCACGAGACGAUCGUCGUGUCAUCGAUGCGAUCGAGUCUGCACUUUCUUGUGACUUGUGACCCAAUCCCCUGCUUUUAUUUGUAAAGUCUCUAUUCCUCGGUGAUCGAAGCCUAAAGAUCUAUGAACCACCUCAUGUUUGACUAGCCAAUUAGA